AAACCCAAACCUUCCGAUUCAGCAAAUCCAACGGUGGAGAAUAACCGGGUUUUUUUUUACCCGUUUAUCUGCAAAUUUAACUCCAUAAAAUUUGUCAAGUUAUUUGGGGUUUUUGUCUCUGUCUCUGACUCAGUACCUUCUUUUAAUUCCCUUAGUUUAACGUUUUCUUCACUUAGAUCUCUUCUUGUCUCCGUUUCCUCAUUUUUUUGGUUUUUUUUUAUUCCGAUGAUUAUCAGAUCUUUUCCGUUAAACACCAGCUUAACGGUGUUAAGAUUUUUUAAGCUUUGACUGACGUUGGAGGAGGAGUUAGGCGGAGGAGGAGAGUUGAUCGGAGACGGCGGAGGAUCAGUGUUAAAAAGAUGGGGCAGUGUUAUGGUAAGACUAGUCCAACUAACGAUAAUGACGGUACACCGACCACUACUAUAGUUACUACAGCAGCCGAUCGCAACCAGACUCCGUUACGUCCGUUUACUCCACGUAACGGAGUUAAGAAUACGCCUGCUAGGUCCUCUAAUCCUAGCCCCUGGCCGAGCCCCUAUCCUCACGGUGUUUCUGCUAGUCCGUUACCUGGAGGAGUGUCGCCGUCUCCGGCGAGAGGUUCUACUCCUAGGAGAUUCUUUCGGCGGCCUUUUCCUCCGCCGUCGCCUGCUAAGCAUAUUGCUGCUUCUUUGGCGAAGCGGCUUGGCGGCGGCGGAAAACCGAAGGAGGGGCCGAUUCCUGAGCAUGGCGGCGCGGAGGCGGAGCAGGUUCAGCAGCAGUCGUUGGAUAAGAGCUUUGGUUAUGGCAAGAAUUUUGGAGCUAAGUAUGAGCUGGGGAAGGAGGUUGGGAGAGGGCAUUUUGGUCAUACUUGCUCUGCUAGGGUUAAGAAAGGAGAGCUGAGAGAUCAAUCUGUUGCUGUUAAGAUUAUAUCCAAAGCCAAGAUGACAACAGCAAUUUCAAUCGAAGAUGUCCGUAGGGAGGUAAAAAUUUUGAAAGCACUCUCAGGACAUAAGCAUCUUGUCAAAUAUAUUGAUGCAUGCGAGGAUGCCAAUAACAUUUACAUUGUCAUGGAAUUGUGCGAGGGUGGCGAGCUUUUAGAUAGAAUUUUGGCAAGAGGAGGAAGGUACACAGAGGAAGAUGCAAAAGCUAUAGUUGUUCAAAUCCUAUCUGUGGUGUCAUUUUGUCAUCUUCAAGGCGUUGUACACCGUGAUUUAAAGCCAGAGAAUUUCCUUUUCUCCUCUGCGGGUGACGAUGCUGAUAUGAAGCUUAUUGACUUUGGACUUUCAGAUUUUAUCCGCCCAGAUGAAAGACUUAAUGAUAUAGUUGGAAGUGCAUACUAUGUUGCACCUGAAGUCCUACAUAGAUCUUACAGUCUGGAAGCAGAUAUAUGGAGCAUUGGAGUAAUUUCCUAUAUUUUAUUGUGUGGAAGCCGGCCUUUCUGGGCACGGACAGAAUCAGGAAUUUUUCGCGCAGUGCUGAGAUCUGACCCCAACUUUGAAGAUUUACCAUGGCCUGUUGUUACUCCAGAGGCCAAGGAUUUUGUGAAGAGACUCCUGAACAAGGAUUAUAGGAAAAGAAUGACUGCUGUCCAAGCCUUAUCUCACCCGUGGUUACGAGAUGAUAGUCGCCCUAUACCUUUAGAUAUUCUGAUCUUUAAGCUAGUGAAAGCAUACCUGCAUGCCACACCUUUCAAACGUGCAGCAUUGAAGCCUCUCGCAAAGGCAUUGACUGAAGAUGAGCUUGUAUACCUUAGAGCUCAAUUCAGGAUGUUGGAGCCAAAUAAUGAUGGGAGUGUCUCUCUUGAUAAUUUCAAAAUGGCUCUUGUACGUCAUGCAACUGAUGCCAUGAAGGAGUCAAGGGUUCCUGAAAUUCUUAAUGCGAUGGAGGCCCUAGCUUAUAGGAAGAUGUACUUCGAUGAAUUCUGUGCAGCUGCAAUCAGUACAUACCAAUUAGAGGCACUUGAAGGGUGGGAACAAAUUGCAGCCACCGCGUUUGAGCAUUUUGAAAGAGAGGGUAACAGAGCCAUCUCAGUUGAAGAAUUGGCUAGAGAAUUGAAUAUUGGCCCUUCCGGAUACUCAGUCAUCAAAGAUUGGAUCAGAAACUCAGAUGGAAAGCUUAGUUUACUUGGAUAUACAAAAUUUUUACAUGGCGUGACUGUUCGUAGCUCAAAUACCAGACAUCAUUAGGUUUCUUAGCUUUUGACACAGUUUUUUCUCUUAUGAUUUUUUUUAAUAUUUUUUUCCAAAGUCAUGGCAUUUCGGGGGAAGGGGUUGUUUUUUCGUUUUUAUUUUAUUUUUAUUUCAUGGGUUGGGAUACAAAAAGAUAUGUGCAUAAGUGAAUAUGUUAGUUAAGUCAGGUAUGAGAUUCUUCAGGCGAAACGGGCCUAUUCCCGACUGUUUCAAAGUUUUGAUUCCGAGGUUGCUUCAUUUUAUCUGGCAAGGGAAUGAUUUAUCUACGAAGGGUAAUUGUGAAGUUACAAUUAGUUAAAAUUUGGGUGGUUGCGAUUAUUUUCGAAUUGCAGUUCAACUUUUAGUGACUUGGCUGAUUGAGCUUCAAGUAUUUGGUGAUAUCUGUUGCUGGAAUAGUUCGAGAUAAUGCGUCGAGUUGCUGAUUUAGGAAUUAGGAUAAUGCAUUAUGAUCUCUGGAUUUCAACAAGUUACUGAGAUACUGUCCAAAUUAGUGACAAGGCUCCCAUCGAUCAUCUAUAAGCCUGGUCGACUUCUCUUUCAUUUUGAUUAAACGUUUUUAAUGGAGUUGAGUCUUCCAGGUUGAAUGUGUGAUUCCACCUAAAACUUGUAUUGGCUCGUCUUGCAAUAUGAAAAAUUUCUAUUGCAAUUUGCAUGUUUGUGGCUUCAA
Molecule: messenger RNA, 2835 nt
Organism: Mercurialis annua (annual mercury)
Lineage: Eukaryota; Viridiplantae; Streptophyta; Magnoliopsida; Malpighiales; Euphorbiaceae
Product: CDPK-related kinase 3
Exons: 11
Coding region: 360-2165 (601 amino acids)
Biological process (GO): peptidyl-serine phosphorylation; protein autophosphorylation; intracellular signal transduction
Cellular component (GO): nucleus; cytoplasm
Molecular function (GO): calcium/calmodulin-dependent protein kinase activity; ATP binding; calmodulin binding
Source: RefSeq, a predicted model, not a curated record